This is a messenger RNA of Pygocentrus nattereri (red-bellied piranha), 13485 nucleotides long. It is a transcript of the gene apoba, whose product is annotated as apolipoprotein Ba. Gene Ontology annotation, cellular component: mature chylomicron; very-low-density lipoprotein particle; low-density lipoprotein particle. Lineage: Eukaryota; Metazoa; Chordata; Actinopteri; Characiformes; Serrasalmidae. The record is from RefSeq and is a predicted model, not a curated record. The transcript is spliced from 29 exons. Gene Ontology annotation, molecular function: low-density lipoprotein particle receptor binding; cholesterol transfer activity. Bases 71 to 13294 code for a protein of 4407 amino acids. Gene Ontology annotation, biological process: cholesterol transport; lipoprotein transport; cholesterol homeostasis.
UCAGACAUUUAAGUGCGGAUUGGUUGACAAAUAGAGAAGAGGAACAAUUUGAGCUUUGUUGGUGUCCAUCAUGGGGGACACUAAGCUCUACCUGUUUCUUCUUCUCAGCGCUUAUGUUUUGGCUGACACAAGUACUGAAGUAACAGGUCAAGAAGCAGAAACACAGCCAAGAUGCCCAUUGGAAGCACGAUACAAGAACUUCAGAAAAUAUAUUUAUCAAUACACAGCUGAGAGCACAAAUGGAGUGGCUGGAACAGCUAACAUGAAGAAUGGGCCAAAAAUAUCCUGCAAGGUGGAACUUGAGGUUCCUCAGAUGUGCAGCUUUGUCCUGCGCACCACUGACUGUUCUCUGAGCGAAGUGACUGUUAUCGAUGCUCAGGGUCAACCAGCCUACGGUUCAGCUCCUGGAACAGAGCUCUUCAAGGCAGCAAUGGAGAAGAACCCCUUGAACUUCGUGGUGCAGCAGGUGACCGAUGUUUCCAUCUACCCUGAAAAGGACGAGCCUGAGAACAUAGUGAACAUCAAGAGAGGAAUCAUUUCUGCUCUUUUAGCGCCUGUCCUAGAAGAGGAGCACAAUAAUAAAAUGACUACCAUACAUGGCCUGUGCAAAACUGACCUCACUGUCAACGCAAGGAAGGACAUUGAUGUCGACGUCACCGUGGUCAGAGAUCUGUCAGAGUGCAGCCACUUUUCUCCUCACAAACUUCCCACCAGCCCUCUGUCCCUCCUGCCAGGCCUGAAUGGACUUGUUUCCAAACUCAUCAGCAGCAGCCAGACCUGCAACUAUAAGUUUGAUAACAGGAAAAAGCACAUGACUGAGGCCCAGUGCACAGAGAAACACCUCUUCAUUCCAUUCUCUCAUGAGGACCAGUAUGGCAUCGUUUCUGAGGUGAAACAGAGUUUGACUGUAAAAGAAAUAAUGAAGUUCAAUGACAGAAACUUCGGCACUGAUGGCACAGUUGAGAGAAAGCUUUUCCCAGAAGAAGUAGAAGACAAAUCUUUCACCCAGGACAAAGAGGAUGUUCUUACCACAAUGAAGACCCUCAAUGAUCUGACCCACUCAGGAAGGAACCAGGAGAGGGCCCGUCUGUUCCAGAAACUUGUUUCUCAGAUCCGUGGCAUGAAGAAUGAGACAUUGUCAAUGGCUGCUGAGAACAUGAUGGAGGUUUCCAACUGGCUGACCUGGCAGGCUCUGUUCCAAUGUGGAACCAGUGAAUGCACCAGUGCCAUUCUACAGAUCCUCAGAGGCUUUAACAAACUAGAUAAAGAGGUGGAUGCCAUAGUGUAUGCUUUGGGUCUUCUGCCACAGGCCAGCCCAGAACACCUCAGAGACAUGCUCAGUAUGGCCCAGCACAAGCCAAGCAAGGCCAUCAUGUAUGCCCUUGCUAACACAGUGAAAAAAUUCCCUAGGAUAGAUGCUUUGACAAUGCCUGAGGUGAGGGAGGUUGCAGAAUUCAUGGAAUUCAUGCUUGGUGACUGCUCAGGCGACGAGGAUGAAACCUUUCUCACUUUGAGGGUUAUUGGUGUCAUGGGAAAAUACAUGGAGGGCUUUCCAUCUCUAAAAUCCUCCCUGCUGAACUGCAUGCGUCAGAGUGAUGCUUCUUUGUCCGUCCAAAAAUCAGCCAUCCAGGCUUUCAGACUGAUGAAAAUUGAUCCAGAUGUGUCAACUGCUCUGAUGGAGCAAUACAAGGAUGCAGCAGCACCUGCUCAGAAACGUAUCGCUGCUUAUUUGAUGUUAAUGAAGAACCCUGAGGUAGUAGAGGAGGUGCUGAAGACACUGAAGGAUGAGCAGGACCUGCAGGUCAAGAGCUUUGUUAUAUCUCACCUCACUAACCUCCUGGACUCUGCAGACCCAAAUCUUCAGACAGCAAAGGGCCACAUCACAAAUGCCUUGGAGACUGACGACAGCCUCUCUGCUGUGGACUUCACAAAAUUUUCUCACAAUUACAAGACUGAGGUGCCAUGGACUGGCUCCAUAGAGAGCAAUGUAAUUUUUGACUCAGUCAACUACCUGCCCAAAGAAGUUAUGCUAGCAACUACUCUUGAUGCCUUCAACACAGAGAUUUUGGAGAUCGGCGUGGAGGGAGAAGGUUUUGAGCCAGCCAUUGAGGCCCUGUUUGGAGAAAAUGGUUUCUUCCCUGAUAUCAUCUCAAAGGCACUGUACUGGGCCAAUGACCAGGUGCCACCCAAAGUAGGACGGGUUCUGGAAAAUUGGAUUGCACCCUUACAAAGAAGCAGGAUGAAGAGAGAGGUCUCCCAGAACAUCUUCAACCAGAUUAAGGAUAACUUUCACGAGCUCAGUAAAGGUCUCAAAUAUCUUGAAGACAGCAAAGAUGCCCCUAAAGCCAUGGCCUACCUCCGUUUUAUGGGAACAGAACUGGGUUACAUGAAGACCAGUGAACUUAACAGCAUUAUUGGAAAUAUCAUCAUGUAUUCAGAUAUUUUCUUCCACAUCCUGCCUGUAGAGCUUUUGAAGAAUCAUCUGUCAUCUGGAAUAGAUAAUGAGGUUUUUGCCCACUACAUGUUCUUGGACAAAGCCUUCACACUACCCACUGGUGCUGGCCUCCCUCUGAAGUUCUCUUUGGCUGGAGUUUUUGCCCCUGGUGCUACAGGUGGACUGACAUUUGACCGCAGCAUGCAACAGCUUUCAUUCAGGCCAUCAAUGGGAGUGGAGUUUGUUACCCAGAUGGGUGUCUACAUCCCUGAGUUUGUUGAUGCUGGAAUUAGGAUGCACACCAACAUGUACCAUGAAAGUGGUCUGAAUGCCAAAGUCACAAUAAGUGGCAAACAAGUCAAGCUUUCCAUUCCUGCACCAAAGGAGAACACCCAGCUGAUCAGCAUCAGCAAUGAGCUGCUUUCACUGACUUCCACUAUGACCAGAAAAGUGUCCCCUAUUGUGGAGGACAGGACUGACUCCACAGAAUGCAAUCCCCUCUUCCUCGGACUGAAGUACUGCACCACAGUUCGCUACUCCAAUGCCAGCUCAACCAACAGUGCCCCCUACUACCCCCUAACUGGGGAAACCAGGUUUGCUUUGGAGCUUCAGCCUACUGGAGAGGUAUCAGAAUACACAGCGACCAUGGCCUAUGAGCUCCUUAAAGAGGGCAAAGAAGGUCGCCAUAAGGUCGACUCCCUAGUGCUUUCGCUUAAGGCAGAGGGUUCCACACCUACAACAGCAACUGCCGCUUUUAAAUAUAACCGUAACAAGAAACUUUUCACCAGUGAGCUUCAAGUACCAGACUAUGAUGUGGAGGCUGGUUUUAAGGUGGAAGUCACUGAUGGCACUGGAAAGGGGAAGAAUAUGUAUGGCAUUGCAAUUGAUGUAUCCAAUAAAAAGGCUGUCCAGCUGUCAUUAGUUGGACAUGUCAGACUGGAGUCUAUGGAAGACGGUGAUUUGCAACUGCAAGUGGCUAUUCCUCCUCUACAGAUGGAUGCUUCUGUGACUGCCCGUCUAAAGAAAGCAGAUAGCCUUGUUCUACAUCUUGAAACAGGCUUUAACUGCUCAGAAAUGUCCUCUCUGCAGAAAGCCAUCCUUAGAUAUGAUGACAACAAGGUUGAAUUGGAGAUUAAGUCAGAUAUGAACUCUGAAGUUACAAAACACUUCCCAAACAUGGACGACUACUACAGUCAGCUCCAGGGAUUUAUUGAUCACAUCCUUGACCAGAAGGUGACCAACACUGACAUGAAACUCCGUCAUAUUGUUUUGAAAGGUAUAGAGGCAGGUAACAUUUGGCUUGAUAAAUUUGGAAAAGACAUUCCAUAUGUGAAGAAUCUCAGGAACAAGAGAUAUAUUCCAGAACUCACCAUGCCAAGUAUACCAGAAAAUCUGUAUCUUAAAACUGAUGCACUGUUCCGGUACCAGUUCAACAAGGACAAAAUAUCUUUCUCCUUGCCUCUUCCUUUUGGUGGGAAAUCAUCUGAAGAGCUAAACAUCCCCUCAUAUAUUCACGUGCCUCCCUUUGGACCAAUGAAAUCAGAAACUAGGUACAAGAUCCCCUCGUUCACAAUCCCCCACACACUGGACUUCUCCUUGCCUCAGCUUGGUGUAGCAGAGGUGUCUGCUAAGAUGAACAGCAACCUCUAUGACUGGGAAGGCUCAAUCUCUGGGGGCAACUAUACUGUUGAUGUUCCCAGCUACAUUGCUAAAUACAAAGUUAUGGGCAGCUGUCCUGUGGAAGUCCUUGCAUAUAAAGUUGAAGGUACUGCCCUGGUCUAUGGCACCAUGGAUGACCACUAUAAGUAUCUUGUGAAUGGGUCCUUGCAUCACAGUUUCCUUGAUGCUAGCUUUAGUGCCUCUGAAAGCAUGACUGUUACCAAAACCAUGACAGAUGACAUAGAGAGCAGCAAAGGGACAGGAGUUUACAAGUAUGAAGCAACCAGCCCAUUUGGUCUACAGACCUCCCUCUAUUAUUCUACUCAGGCAAUGCUCACAGGCUUAGAUCUUGUUGGAGAUGCGAAUGUGGAUGGAGUCUUAAAAAUAGGUCCUUGGUUUGCAAACUCUGCAUAUAGCCUAUCCUACACUGUGAAUCCACUUAAAGGAAAAGGAGAAUCCAUUUUGAGGUUUGACUCCUCAAUCAUCCAAGGAAAAAAUGUGAUCUAUGGAGAAUAUCACGUUGAUGAUUUGGUAAUUGUAUCCAAAACAACUACUGAAAAUGAUGCUUUGAAUCAUGUAGGUGAACUGAGGUACAAGGAUGGCCAUUUGUUUUUGAAGUCCGAUGCUGGUGCUGUAGCACUAGGGAAAACCCUCCGUUGUCAAGCUGAACUUGAUUUAACAGAGGAAGAAGCUAGCUUCAGAGUCGAGACCCAGGCAGACCAUACAACGAACAGAGCAUAUUCCCUGCUUACUGGAGCUUUGAAUGGCAAUGGACUUGAAGUGAACAUUGAAGGUUCCCUGAACUUUGAAGAUAGCCGUGGAACACACAAAGGUACAUUUACCUUGGGAAUGAAUGGCCUGGCCACAAGUUGUACAACAACUCUUCAGUGUAGCUCUAUGACAUUUGAAAACAUCUUCAAUGCUGGACUAGAUGGAACAGGAGCCUCCAUGUCUCUUACAUCUAAAGGAUUAGCUCAAGACAACACAGCAGAGCUCAGUGUGGAGGGCAAGAUCUCAGACAACGGAGUUUAUCUAAACAGUGUUUUUAAAGGCAGUGCUUUUGAUGGUGAUGCAAGAAACACAAUGAAUUUGGGUCUGAAUAAGCAGGGUCUCACCCUCUCCAACACCAUGAUGGGUACGUUACAAAAGAUGAGGACCGAGAGCAUCCAUACCUUGACUGUAACUCUGUGGACAUUGGCAUUCCGCUCCAAUACAGAUAAUUUCAUCUGUGAUGGUGCAUCAUAUAACCAUGAUAUCAAGGUUAACAUGAGGCCUUUUGCUGUUUCAGUGUCCUCAAACAAUAAACUUGAGAUGUUUGAUGUCAGUUUCAGUAAAGAUGGCUAUAUUAAGGUAGAGCCAUUCAAGUUAGAUGCAUCAGGAAGCAUUACUGGGAAAUAUGGCGAGGAACAUACCAUCAAGAGCACUUGUGGAAUCACUUUUUCUGAAAUGACUGGUUCGGUAAAAUGUGAUUCAACUGCAGAAGUCUUGGAUUCUCAAGUCAGCCACAACUUUGAACUGGAUUUUGCUGGACUGUCUUCUGUUAUUAACAGUGAGGCCCGUUUAAAUUCUAAGGCUUUGCGUCUUGAGAAUGUCGUACGUGUAAUGGCAAUGCCAUUUAGCCUCACUGUUGACGCACUUCUAAAUGGUGAUGGCUUAGUGAAGUUCUAUGGUAAGCAUACCGGUCAACUCUACAGUAAAUUCCUCCUGAAAGCAGAGCCUUUUGCAAUUGCUGAGUCCCAUGACUGGAGAGCCUCUGCCACCCACAUGUUUCUGAAUGGAGAUUCAGCUGAAACCCACUUUGAAAACAAAUUUGAUGGCUUGUUGAUACCCAACGAGCAGUCUGUGUUGUGGAGAUUCAAGUCCAAGCUGAACAACCAUGCAUACAACCAAGAGGUCAACAUUUACAACAAAGAAGCAGAUAUGGGAGUGCAGCUUUCUGGGGUGCUCCAGACAAACCUGUUCAGUAAAGCUGCAGAAUCUCCAUUCGACAACCAAGAGUUCAGUGUUGCUGGGUUCCUAAAGUAUGACAAAAACAGUGACUGCCACAUCAUUCAUUUGCCAUUCAUCGAGAGCCUUCCAGUUGCCUUUGAGAAAAUGAAGACUACAUUUGUAAAUGUUCUUGAGUCCCUCCAGCAGUAUCUCAAUGAUUUGGACAUCAAUGAUUUGGCCAGGCAAUUCAGAGAGAACUUGGAUGAAGUCCCACAAAUGAUUAGCAACUUCGUAGAGGAAAUUGACCUAGAGAACAAAUUUAACCUGGCCAAAGAUAAGGUGAUCUCCUUGGUACAAGACUACGCUGUCUCAUUAGAUGAUCUAGAAGCAUCUCUGGAGAACCUUAAGAAAACCUCAGAAAAAGCCUUAAUUGAUUUGGCAGCCAAAAUAAAGGACCUCAAGGCUCAAGUCAAAUCUCUUAUUGAAAGUGGGUCCUGGGCUGACAUUCUGACAAAUAUUGGAGAUGAACUCAAGGCCUUUGAUGAAAGAUUUGACAUUACCCAAACAAUCUUAAGAGUCAUCAGUGCCAUUGAAGAUGUAAUUAGACAGAUUGAUCUGCAAAAAUUGCAAGACAGCAGUGUGGCUUGGUUGAAAGAACUUGAUGCCAAGUAUGAAAUUAAAGCAAAAAUCCAGGAUAAAGUGAGUGAAUUGAAAGACGUAAUAGAGAACUUUGACAUCAAGAUGUUACUUCAAGAUGUGACUGACUAUAUAAGCUCAUUUGAUUUGGCUCAGUAUAUGGAUCAGCUAUCUGAUUACAUUCCAUUAGAAGAUAUUGAAGAGGUGCUUGAUUCCAUGAAGGACAUCUUUGUCAACUGGAUUGAAGAAUAUGAAAUUGUGGAAAAAAUUAAUUAUGUGUACUCCAAAAUUGGUGAACUGUUUGAAAGAUAUGAAAUUGAAAAAAAGAUGGAAGUUUUCCUGGAGCAGGCUAAGACUCUGAUCAAGCAAUACAAAAUCCGAGAGACAGUUGAGGCAAUGGUGGAUGCCUUAAAGUCUAUUCCAUUUGAAUACUUUUCAGACAAGGUCUUGCAACUACUGGACACAAUUGUUAAUCAGUUAAAAUUAAUUGACAUCAAGCAAAACAUUGAGGAUCUAAAUAAUUAUAUUCUAAUGAUAAUCAAGAAUCUCAAGGCCUUUAAUUACAAUGAAUUUGUUGAUGAAGCUAAUAAGCAAAUCGGGAAAAUAACAAAUUAUGUCAAUGAACAAAUAAAGGUCUACGAAAUCCCAGAGAAAAUUGAGGCAUCUAGGAAGUUUUUGCGAGAGAUGCAGACCUCUAUUAUUAACUAUUUGGAGCAACUGAAAAACACUAAAGUAGCUGAGCUUUACAGAAUGAUUAAGGGUGUAAUUGACACCACAGCUUAUAAGGAUAUUAAACUAAAGCUCCAGGACAUGCUCGAAGAUAUGAGACAGAGAAUCAGUGACAUGGACAUCAGAGAGGAAAUCCUUGUUUACUUACAAAGAGCAAGUGAAUCGUACAAUAAUAUGAUUGACUACAUCUCAUCACAGCUCCAGAGCUUCAUUGAGGAAAUUCACAGACUAUCCAAGGGUGAAAAAAUACUUGAUCAAAUCCAUCAAGCUGUGGAAGGAGUUCUUAAUUAUCUGAAGACAGUACAAAUUGAAAUCCAAGCUUUUACUCUUCCAUUCACAACACUUGAGGUUGCUGCUUUUCAGAUAAAUAUGGCAAGGCUUCAAGAUCUUUCUAUUCCAUCCAAGAUAACAGUACCAGAGUUCACAAUUUUGGACUUUAUCCAUGUUCCAUCAAUCACUAUUGACUUUGAGAUCAUUAAGAAGAAGAUCAUUGAAGUCAUUGAUCAAAUUCGGGAGUUUAAAAUGCCAGAGCUGGAUCCUGAGGCUACCUUUGGCGAUUUAAGAGCUCUUUAUCUGUUUGACCUGCCUGACUUUACUUUCCCAGAGGUGAGACUUGUAGAGUUUAAGUUCCCAGAAAUCAAUAUACCGAAGCUAAAUCUGGAGAAUUUUGAGAUUACCAUGUUGGCAAUUCCUGAAGUCAAGCUGCCUCAAAUUCCAUUUGAGCCAUGUAUCCCAGCUUUCGGGAAGCUGUAUGGAGAAUUCAAGUUCAGUUCUCCCCAUUUUACGGUAGUGACAGAGGCAGCAAUUCAGAACACAACAAGUAAAAUCUUAGAGCCUCAGUUCAAAGCUACCCUGACUUCACAAGCAACGUCAACUCUUGAUGUUCUUGGCUACUCUUUGGAAGCAAUGCUUCAAAUUGAAGCCCCUACAAAGAAGAAAAUGAUAAUUAGUGAGACAGUAAAAGUCAAUCACAUGGCUUUUACAGUUGAUCAUGAGGGUUCGCUAAUUUUGAGGAAUCCAUCAAUUGAAGCAUUGGCAAAGACAACUGCUAAGGCCACAACCCAAAUAUACAAAGCUGAUUUAGUAAACAAUAUUGUAGUUGCUCUAAAGAAUGGAAUAUCUGUGAAUAUGGACACAACAUAUGGCCAUGACCUGAACAUCCACUCUAUGGACAUCUCAAGUGAGGCUAUGAUUAAAAAAACAGCUAAGGUGCAGUUUGAGUCAGGAACCAUUUCUGUGACUGUUGAAAAUGAGGCAAAAGGGAAAUGGUCCCUAAAAGAUUACGCUGAUGAAGGUGUGCACAAGAGCAGUCUGGAAUUUAGUGUCAACACUGGCAAGGCACAGCUCACUUUUGAUGGUGAAACAAACAGCAACAGCUUCAAAAUGAAACAAUCAGUCAAUGCUGAAUCUGUCAUCCUGAGCCACAUUACCAUUGAUGCAAGUGCGGAGACAGAGACUCCUUUCAUGAAGACAAGUGUGAUAAAACUGACAGGACAGGCUCAAAUGGAAGGUCUCAAAAUUGAACUAACAGCUUCACACAAUGCAGAACUGAUUGGGAAAGUUAGUGGAACUUUAUCCAAUUCUUGUGAUUUUUUCGCCCAACCAUUUGAGAUCAGCCUUGAUUGCAAAAAUAAGGUAGGCUCCAAAAUCCUCUUCCCUCUAAAACUAACUGGAAAGAUUGAUCUCCAGCAUGAUUAUAAGAUGGCUCUGAGCUCUGAAAAUCAGCAUGUCUCUUGGGUUGGUCUGGCUCGAUUCAACCAGUAUAAAUAUAACCACAACUUCACUUUGGACAACAAUGAAAAAGAUGCAGGAAUCUAUGUAUCUGUCGAUGGAGAGGCUAAUCUCGACUUUCUGACAGUACCCCUAACUGUUCCGGAGAUAACUGUGCCGUACUUUGAUAGAAAAACACCAGUGAUCGAAGAAUAUUCUUUGUGGGAGGAUUUGGGUUUGAAAGACCUCCUGGCCACUCCUCGUCAGUCCUUUGACAUUGAUUUCAAUCUUCGGUAUCAAAAAAACCCAGACAAGCACACCUUUGACCUAGACCUUGAGCCUGUCUACAACUCCAUUUUUGAAAAUGCUAAAUUCUUAGGAGCAUGCUUCGAACUUGGAAGAGAGAAAGUCCUUGAUGCCCUAACAAAUUCUUAUAACCAAGCCAGGACUCAGUUUGAAAAAUUUAAAAUUGACACCUCCAACCAGCCUCCAAGGUAUUUCACUGUCCCUGGAUACACUGUACCAAUCCUGAACAUUGAAGUUUCAGCCUUCAGUGCUGAGUUGCCUGCAUUUGGCUUUUUCAUUCCAAAGGAGGUCAGCACACCAAGUUUCAAAGUUCCAGUGAUGGGUUUCUCAGUUCCCUCCUAUACUCUUGUUCUUCCGUCUCUAGGGUUGCCUGUUUUGCAUGUACCUGAGACACUCAGAGAGCUGACGUUGCCUACAGUCACACUGCCAGAUAUUCAGAACAACAUCAUGAUACCUGCUCUUGGAAAUUUGACCUAUGAUUUCUCAUUCAAGUCACCAGUGAUUAGCAUGAGUUCUAAUGGUGGUAUCUACAACCAGUCUGACUUUGUGAUCAAAGUGGGAGCAUCUUCUACCUCUGUGUUUGAAUUCCUAAAAGGCAAACUUGAUGGAACAACCAGCAUCACUAAGAAGAGAGGUCUAAAGGUGGCCACAACCCUGUCAUUGGAACUCAAGAAUGCAGAAUAUACUCAUGAGAGCACUAUCAGCCUCACCAAGAGGAAUAUGGAGUCUUCUGUAGCAAAUGCUAUGAAAAUCAACCUGCCUUUUUUCACACUGGACGUAAAUCAGGUACUGGAUGGAAAUACCAAGACCAAGCCUAAUCUUGCCUCUAAAGUGAAACUUCAAUAUACAUACAAUCUCCCAUCUUUACAAACUCAAGGAAAUGGAAUUCUACACCAUAAUCUUGCACUUGAAACACUGUCAUCCUACUUUUCUCUGGAGAAUUCUUUGAGGGCCAAGACCUACGGAACAAUAUCGGAGACAGGACGUUUUUCAAAAUCAUUAGACAAUGAAGCAACUAUAUACCUAAAUGCCAAUGGUCUACGUUCCACAGUGAAAACAGACAUAAAUUCUGAAGCUGAGUACAUGAAGACUGAAAUCUGGAAUGUAGAUAUAGCUGAGAUAUUUGCUCUGGAGGCUUCUCUUAGACGUGUUUAUGCCACAGUGAAUUACAUAAGCAAAAAUAAGGUGAACAUUGCAUCUUAUUUGACCAAUGGAAAGCACACUGCACAGGGAACCUUUGAGUUUGUUCCACUCACAACAAUGUAUGCUAAUCUUAAUAUGGAUAUUUCACAGUCAUCUGACCUUGGUCUUGUUAGCAUAGUUCAGAAUGUAGACAUUGAUGUCACGUCAGACAAACAGAAGUUUCUUUGGAGUGGCAAGGAGCAAUUAACAUCACUUAAGCAUUCUAGUGAUCUGUUGAUGUCCAAUGAUGAAUCUGAGAUACGCAUGGAGGUGACAGAAUCCGUUGAAGGUCAUCUUGCAUUUCUGAAGUCCAUCAAAUUGCCCGUCUAUCAGAAAACUCUGUGGGAUGUGUUGAAAUUUGACGAGGCCACUAGCACAGAUCAGUUACAGUUCCUUAAUGUUUCUACUCAUUUGGUAUAUGCUAAAAGUAUGGAUGGAACCCUGUUUGCACUGCCUGCCACCGUCUUUGAAAAUGGAGUUACUUUUGACAUUCCAGAAAUCACCCUAGCAGUGCCUGAAUGGGUGAAACAGAUCCCACAGAUGAUAAGAGAAAUAGAUGAGCGACUUGAAAAUGUUGAUCUGCCUGAUUAUUUUUCUCUCCCACCAGUCAUCACCAUUCCAACGUUUGAUGUACCUCUCACAACUCUCCGUGUGCCAUCCUUCACAUUAGACCUACAAAAGCUGAAAGUCCCAAAUAUGAUCAGCACAACUGCUUUUGAAAUAACUUUGCCAGGUCUACCAGUGGUCAGUAUCCCCCAAUUUGAAAUCGAUAUGGAAUACAUGAGGGACAAAAUUGCUCUUCUGCUUCUCAAGCUACCUCAAUAUGAAAUCACCAUCUCAAGUUUCACAUUGCCCAAAACCUUCACCAUUGGUGAGCACACCAUCCACCUGGAUGAUGUCACAAAAGCAAUCUAUCAUUUUGAGAUACCAACCAUAACCAUUCCUGAACAGAAAAUUGCGAUCCCAGAGAUUUCACUCCACCUGCCAACCAGUAUAUUUAUCCCAUCUUUUGGUGCGCUCUCUACUGCUGUGAAAGUUUCCUCCUCAAUUUACAACAAUACAUGGACUGCAAAAAUGGAGAACAAGAAGCCAGGAUUUGCUUACUCACUGAAGUCCUUGUGUACAUCCACCAUGACUUUCCUAGCAUAUGACUUGGAUGCUAUUGCUAACGUUUUGCUUGAAAAUGGAGCUGUAAGUCUGGAUGGAAAGUGUACCUUCACCCACAAUGAUGUAAAAGUUAACUGGAAGCAUGACCUCCGACAAAAUCUGAGAAUUAAACGGGAGGAGCCUUCGGCCUCGAGACCAUCAAGUCACACUCUGGAUAUUGACAUCAACAGCCAGACUUUUGCUGAUGUGAGCUUCCGUUAUGCCUCCAACAACAAUGGUAUCACAUCUUCAGUAUCAUCACCUUCUGCCGGCUUUGUUGGAUUUCAGUUCACAAGGAGGUCACCGUCUCAAUAUUAUGCAAAACUCUUCAGCAGAUACUUGACAACUCCUGACAAGGACACUGAUCUGCUGAGUUUCAAGGUUACUCUGAAGAACUCUGAAAAACUGAACCUUCAAACUGGCUGGCAGCUUAAUGGGCUAUUUGACAUGAUAAAUGGCUUUAAAAUCAGGCUGCCGGCAAUCACUUCAGCUAUUUAUGAGUUUGUCAACAAAUACCACAAAACUCAUUUUGGCAUGGACCUGAAUCGCGCUGCCUUAAAGCUGAAGAACACAAUAUCAAACAAUAUUGACAAAGCUUACAGUGAGCUUCCCAAGGCAUUUGAUGCAAUGCAGAACUCAAUUGAGUAUCUGAGGCAGCAAAGUAAAGAAAUGUUAAAGAGGACCGUGCAGAGCAUGCCAGAAAUUAAGAUCCAGGAGAUGAGCAGCAGGGUCUCGAACAAUGUCAAAGAACUGCUUCAAAAUUAUGAGACAAAUGUCAAGGUCAUGUUGGAUGCCAUCAUGAAGUUCUUGAGUGAGACCAAGUUCCACCUGCCAGGUUUCGAGGAGAAGCUCACCGGUCAGGAGAUGUACAACAAGAUGAGACGUUCCAUUUCAAUGGUGGUCAGGCGGGCUGCAGGCAGAUUUACUAGCCUCAUGGAGACUAUAGCCGACACCAUUGCAAGCUACAUCAAUGGAAUGAAUUUCACCCUUCCAGGUACCGAUGUAGUUAUCAUUGGCAAGGAUAUUUUGAAGGAUCUGAAGUCUGCGGUGAGGUCUGCACAGGAUAAGAUUACUCAAGCAAUGAAGAAGUGGGAAGGACUGAAGCUGGAGAAACUGCUCCAGAACAUGAGUGACUUUGUAAAACUUUGCAUCCAGAAGGCUGGGGAGUUCAUUGCUUCUCUGAAGGAUGAGAGGCUAGAGGAGCUGUCUGCUCAUCUCAAUGGAAUUUACACAGAGGCCAGCAACUGCCCAAUGAUGCAAGAAAUUACCAAACAGAUUCGGCUGGCAAAAGUAAAUGCAGCUGACUACAAAGACAAGGCGAAAUUGAAGGUCCAUGAGAUCUACAACGAGAUAUCUAUGGAGUGGCUCAACUCAGAGAUGAGUGAAUUUAUUUCAGUCUUAGAGAAACAGCUUCGUAACCACACUGAAGUUGUCCUUGAAUAUGCGAAGAAAGCUUCACAGCAUACACAGCCAUACAUAAGAGUGACCAGCAAAAAGAUAGAUAUGGAUGUUCCUCUGCCUUUCUACUGGAAUUCAUUUAGCGAAUGGCCUAGUCUGACUUAAAUGUUUUAUUUUAGAAUGAUUUACAUUGUUUAAAUGUACCUUUUUUUUGAAAAUAUAUUUGUUAUACUUACAUAAACAUUAUGUUGCAGAUUAUUAUGUACAUAUAAUUGAGUUCUUAAUUAUUAAUAUGUGAGAAGGAAAUGUGUAACUCACUGCUAUGACACAUGAUUAAAGUCUUUGUUUGCAUAAAA